AUGCAGAUCGCCAUCGAAGAGCAGCACGGAGCUAACCCGUUCUACACCUAUGCGAAUGAGAAGUGUGGCGGUGCCACAACAGCGGAUUUCGACUUCCAGAUGGACUACCUGCCGAAGGACUGCUUUGCCUUCGGCUUCGUGGAGCCCAUAUCUGUCGAAGGCCAGAAGGGCUUCCUUCAGAUCGACAAGAGGAGCUUCGUGCAGUGCACCAAGAUGCAGCUCCAGCCGAACGGCGGCUCCAGCAACAAACUCAACACCUACGGGCUCACGCUCUCCUUCUGCUGCCCCAGCCUGCCCCAAAGUGAGCCCGGGGGUGGCGCCGUCUCCGCCGCGCGCAUCAACAUCCACUACGCGAUUGCCGACAUCUACUUCGUGUAUGCCGGUAAGGAGAAAGGGGACCAGAAGCAGCACACGCACGAGUUCAAGCUGGAGCCCGGAGAGCACAUCACCGAGAUCCAGACUCGCUAUGUCCCCGACGUGGGGAUCUACAGCGUGGUCUUCAAAACGACCCAAGGCCGAAGCUCGGAGGCCUUCGAGGGCGACGAGAUGGAGUACAUGGACCCUGACGACAUGAAGAGGCAGAACUUCCAGGCGGGGCGAGGGAACAUGAUCGCGGCGGUGAAGACGAAGAUCACGGAUGGAGUGGUCGGUAUCACGGGCAUUACCAAGAAGCCGGUGAACCAAAGCGGGAAGACGGAGACGCCUUCGGAUCGCUUGACGCUGGUCUCCCUGAGCCGGGCCCCGGGGGAUGCAGAUACCUAUGGGGUCACUCAGAGCGGACAGGAGAUGGAGGCUUGCGUCGGCUGCGAGAUCUUCGUGUGGAAGGAUGGGACCAUCGCCCCAGACGGCUUCCAGGCCCCAGAGCAACGGCUCCCCACCGUGGACGACUCGGUCUUGCAGGGCCGCUGGGAGAUCACCUUCGAGGGUGAGGCUCCCCCGGGGGCCGAGGGCUACGUGUGGCAGGUGACUUUGUCCGUGGACGCCGCGGGAAGGAUCCAGGGCGACGGCAUCCCGCACAAGCGCAAGAAGCAGAUCGUCCAUCGGAAGGCCAGCGUGCCGGAGGCGCCUGAGGCCACCCCGUUGCAAAAGGAGAAACCGCUGUCGAUAGAAGAGAAGGUCGAGAUUGAGGAGCUUCCGGACGAGGACGAUGAGGAAGUUGAUGAAGAUCCUGACGUUUUGGCAGAGAUGGAGCGCGAGCGGAUGGACAUCGAGCGCGAGUUUGAGGGCGAGGACUCGGACGAGGGGGAACCGAUCCAGCCCCGGAGGAAGAAGAAAGCCUACAGCGAGAGCUCCGAGGAGGAGUGCUACAACGAAGACGUCGAGAGCGAACAGGAAGACAGGGAGGUGAACCGGGACACGCUGAGCGAAGCGAUCCUGCCUAUGUACGAUGCGACGAUGGAGAUCCUUGAAAUCCUUGAGAACUACAACGGGGACCUGGGACAAGUCUUGCGAGGCUACAAGAAGAUGUUCCAGUGCUUCAAG
Molecule: messenger RNA, 1482 nt
Organism: Symbiodinium necroappetens
Lineage: Eukaryota; Dinophyceae; Suessiales; Symbiodiniaceae
Source: the annotation of a GenBank genome assembly